Messenger RNA from Labrus mixtus (cuckoo wrasse), 3013 nucleotides. RefSeq names its product ankyrin repeat domain-containing protein SOWAHB. Bases 150 to 1256 code for a protein of 368 amino acids. Gene Ontology annotation, molecular function: protein binding. The record is from RefSeq and is a predicted model, not a curated record. NCBI's taxonomy places the organism in Eukaryota, Metazoa, Chordata, Actinopteri, Labriformes, Labridae. The transcript is spliced from 11 exons.
GUGGUCAGCUCGGCUGCUCUGGGUGGAGUGAAGUUUUAGAGACAAUGUACUAUAACAAAUUAGCCAAGAGGACUGCACUAUGGCUGAGUGAAAAACACUCAGAGAACUGAAAACACCUCUUAAAAACACAAACCAGGUCGAGAGCUGAGAUGAGUGAUGUGAGUGAAGACGCGCUGCUGGAUUAUUUCUACUGCACCGGAGGCAACUCAGGCAGAGUGAAAAAUGCAGAAAUACUGAAGACAUUUAAGCCUUUUAUUGGCCACAGUGACUCGCAGUUGCGUGCUAAAUACAGAGAGGAAUUCAAGCUCAUCAUUGACCGAAUCGCUGUGGUGAAGUCGGAGAACGGUGAGAAGUAUCUAGUGCUGAAGAAGAAAUACAGACAGAUGCUGCAGGACCGAGACGUCAAAACCUCCGGGGCAAGAGGGGACGACCAGAGACAUCCUCCCGCCGCGGUGGCGUGGGACUCGACAGGCACGUCGACUUCUCCCGCUCGCCUUAAAGAAGAACAGGAUGAGCCCAUGACGUGCGGAGAGGCUCACUCUGCUGCGGAGCACACAGCUCCUCUGCAGCUUCCUGUCAUCCAAAUCCAUGUGACGUCAGAGCAGAGCAACGGAGACGAUGAGCUGGAUAAAGAUUCAGGAUCUAAGUCCGAGUCCGAGCAAGACGAGGAGAGUACGGGCAGUAUGGGCUCUGCUGCCGUCGCUCUGGAUCCGAUAGAGAAGGAGUGGAUCUACUCUGCUGCCGGUGCUCGGGUCCCUGACCUCUCUCAGCUUCUCAGACAGGACCCCACGCUGGCAAAUAAGAAGCAGUUUGUGUUGUACACCGCUCUGCACUGGGCUGCCAAACACGGCAGUGAGGACAUGGCUACUCUGGUGGCUAACGCCGGAGCUGACGUCAACACCAAAUCAGUGAGUGCAUUUACUCCUUUACACAUCGCAGCGUUACACGGUCACCAGCACAUUCUAGACCUGCUCACGGGAACAUAUGGUGCCAAAGAAAACUUGAGGGACUACAGCGGCCAUCUUGCCUGCCAUUAUCUGAAAAUCAAAGAACCAGAGGGUCCAGAAGAAGACUGCGAGAUACAGUUUCAAGUCACUCAGGCCAGAGAGCGAAACAGGAACAGGAAGUUGGUGUCGUUGUUCCACUCUAAGAAGAAAUGGGGCUCGGCGGAGGAUCUGGCUCCCAUCGAGGAGGAGAGGACGGCGUCUCAUCAGCUCACCCUUCCUCCGUUCAGACCCAGGAAGUUCUCCCGCUGAGGGAACGCGGGGGAACGUCUCUGACUGCUACACUCACACAUCCACCAGGUCCUCACAAUCACUCACAUGUAGCUACACACAGAGUGUAAGCCUACAUGUAUGUACAAAGUGUUAACACAAAUCAUGUAACCAGGAUCAUACACGUUCUGCCAUCGCACCACAACAGCUUCAUGAUUACUGAACAAACAUGCCUUCAUAUGGAGAUGUUACAGAUGAUGCUUCGUCUUUAUGUGUAUCGUCUAUCUGAAUGCUCACCACUAAAGUAUUUCUUGAAGCCUUUAAAAUGUUAGAGCUAUUGCUAAAUGUUACUUUUGCCUUAAUGUUUCUAAAUCAGCUCAGGCCAAAAUGUUUCUUUGGGAGCAGCUCUGCAAACGUCUCCAUGUGAUUUAAUUCAUCUUUCUUUACCAUCUGAAAACACCACCGCACCUUCGGCAGCACUGCAUCCUAAAGACAGGUCACUAAUAGAUUUUUUGGAUUUAAAAAAAAAAAGGAAUACAAAGUGCAUUGGUUUGGAUUUUUUUUAAGCUGCAGCUUUGAUUUUUCUUGCAACAGGACGUUGUGUGUGUGAUGGAGUCAAAGUAAGCACAGUGUCCAUGUUGAUCAUGAAGAAGGAACAUGUUACAGAGUGGAUAAAGUGUCGCUUUAUAACGUGUUUCUGGAUUCAUUUAGAGCCAGCAGUAAAGACGCAUCAGGCCUUAAAAACACAGACAGCAAAGCGAGUUACUUUUGUUCUUUAAACUUUUUUCGGAAUUUGUUCUCCGAAUGAAAAACGUAGAAAAUACAGACUCAUCUGUUUAAAAAUGCAUUUUAAGAUUUUAUUUCUUGGGCUUUAAAAAAAAUUAUUUAUAUGUAAAUCUCUUGAAUUUUCAGUAACCACAAAGUUUUAGAUUGAUUUGCUACGUAGUGAUUUAAAUUCUGGUCACUACAGCAUCAGAAUCAGUUGGUGGAGAAUGUGGUGGUCAGAAUUAAAUUUUCACUGAGAGGAUUAUUUUGAAAUCACAACUUCACUCUCAGCUGAAGGAAAAGUAUUAGCAUACGGAGGAGGGUUAAAACGAAGGUCGUUUCAACGUUUUUGAUACUAAUGCUUUAAAACGACAGUCUCCUUUGUUUGUAAUGAGGGAUCGUAUCAAAGUACCAAAGCUUUAAAAAAACAAAAAAAAAACACUGAACACCUUUAGUCAUAGUUUGAACCAAAACGUGCCACGAGAGAGAAAGAGACAAAAAAACAUUGCCAAAGUUUUUCUAUAAAUAUAGAGUAUUUAGAGUGUGCAGGACUUGGUGAUUAAAAAAGAGAAAUUUGAUGUGCUUAGGACUUUUAUUUUUGUUUAUACUAAUGUCAUACAGUAUGGAAGUUUAAAAAUGUGGUGUUGUAACGACCUGAGUGAAAACAUUAUGUUUCACUUUCUAAUGGAGUUUAGACAUUUGACUGUUUUUUUUUUUGUCCUGUAGAAGAAAAAAAAACAUCAACCGCCUCCUGUUGAUCAAGCUCGCAUCAAAGGCUCAUAUGUCGGGGGCGUCGGGAGCCUAGUGGUUAAUGCGCGUGCCCAAUGAUCAGAGACUUAAGUCCUCGAGAGCGGGCGGGUUUGAAUCCGGCCUGUGGCUCAUUUCCCUGCGUGUCAUUCCCCCCCCCCCCCCCCCUCUCUCUCUCUCUCUCUCUCUCUCUCUCUCUCUCUCUCUCUCUCUCUUUCCCUGAUUUCUGAUUCUAUUCACUGUCGUAUCUCUAAAAUAAAGGGAAUAAAAAAAGACCCCCAAAUAAA